AUGCAGCGUAGCGUACUCCGCGUGACGAAUCUCCAGUUGUUGCAGAGACGUUUUUUCAAAAAGUAUCACGUGAGGGUUAGAUUUGCGCCUAGUCCUACUGGCCAUUUGCAUUUAGGAGGUUUGCGCACUGCAUUGUAUAAUUAUUUAUUCGCUCGUAGCAACAAUGGUACAUUUAUUUUGAGAAUUGAGGACACAGAUCAAGCAAGAACGGUUCCCGGAGCGAUAGAGAAACUCCAGGAUGAUUUGUUAUGGGCGGGGAUUAUACCUGAUGAAGAUCCUACCAGAAGUGGCCCUGUCGGUCCUUAUGUGCAGUCGUUAAGGCUUGAAUUAUAUAAGGAACAAGUACUUAAACUCUUGAAUAAUGGAUCUGCCUACUAUUGUUUUUGUACUGAAAAAAGACUGCAUUUGUUGAGGAAGGAAGCGAUGAGAUGUGGACAAAUACCCAAAUAUGAUAACAGAUGUCGGCAUUUUAAUAAGGAUGAAGUAAAGGAAAUGCUCAAGAAAAACUUACCUUAUUGUAUUAGAUUUAAGUUACUGUCCACACCAGAAGUCUUUCAUGAUAUAGUUUAUGGAGAUGUAUUGCAUGAUAUUUCUAAAUCUGAAGGAGAUCCAGUUAUUAUUAAAUCAGAUGGAUAUCCCACUUAUCAUUUUGCAAAUGUGGUUGAUGAUCAUUUUAUGGAAAUAUCUCACGUCUUACGUGGUGUUGAAUGGCAAGUUUCCACACCUAAACAUAUUAUGCUUUAUAAAGCGUUUGGUUGGGAUCCUCCCAUAUAUGGACACUUACCUUUAAUAUUGAAUGCAGAUGGAUCCAAGUUGUCAAAAAGACAGGAUGACAUAAAAGUUGAAUCUUUUAGAAAACAAGGUAUUUUUCCAUUGGCGUUAUUGAAUUAUGUGAUAGGGGCUGGUGGUGGGUUUCACAAAGAACAGGAGAAUCAAGCUCUUUACAGUUAUCAGGAAUUAAUUAAACAGUUUAAUAUUGAUAAAAUAAAAUCAAGUUCUGGCAGACUUAUGCCCGGAAAACUGAUGGAAUUCAAUAAAUUAGAAAUGGCGAAUUUAUUACAAAAUGAAAAAAUCAUAAAUUUUUAUUGAAAGAGUUAAAAAUUAGUAUUAGAAGCAUUUCCUGAAAGAAAAAAUGGACAUUUACAAUUGGAUGAUGAUCACAUAAUAACUACGUUAAAUUGGGCACGAAACAGGAUAACGACACUCAACGAUCUUGUCAAAGAAGACUUAGCAUUUUUAUGGAUUAUUCCAUCUUCUAUGCCAAAUGUUAAACAAACUGGAUACUCAGAUGCGAUUAAGUUAUUGAAUGCGGAAUUAGUUGAAAUAGAUGCUAGCAAUUACAAUACUAAUUGGAUGACAUCAUAUUUGAAGGAUUUUGCAAAGAAGAAUGAAGUACCAUUUGCUAUUUUGAUGAAAACUCUGAGAAGUGUUAUGAGUGGCGUAAAGGUUGGACCACCUGUUGCUGAAAUGAUGGAAAUUUUGGGAAAAGACAGAACAUUACUACGAUUACAACGUUGUGUUUCUUGAAAAAUUUAUAUGCCUUGUUUAAUCGUAAACUGAUGUUAUUGUCAAAGGUAAAAUGCAUUUUACCAAAAAUAAAUUUAGUUUAAAUAUGUUUCUGUAGAAAAGAUAUUAGAAGAGAAUAAUGAUCAAUAUUAAAAUAUUUUCCACAAAUAUUUGCAUUCCACUGCUGGAAAAUAUAUAAAAAUAAUUUAUAU
Pogonomyrmex barbatus (red harvester ant) is the source of this 1718-nucleotide messenger RNA. RefSeq names its product putative glutamate--tRNA ligase, mitochondrial (gene GluRS-m). Gene Ontology annotation, cellular component: mitochondrion. Gene Ontology annotation, biological process: glutamyl-tRNA aminoacylation. The record is from RefSeq and is a predicted model, not a curated record. Gene Ontology annotation, molecular function: zinc ion binding; ATP binding; tRNA binding. NCBI's taxonomy places the organism in Eukaryota, Metazoa, Arthropoda, Insecta, Hymenoptera, Formicidae.